GCCGAAAGCGGAAGCGCGUUCGGUGUCUCGGUGCUCGCUCCAUCGGGUCUGGCUGGGCCGGCAGCGGCGAGGACCCGGGUGCAGCGCCGGGAGCCGUGGGGCGGCAUGGAGGGGCUGGUUGCCGCCGCCGGCGGGGACGUCUCCCUGCACAACUUCAGCGCCAGGCUGUGGGAGCAGCUGGUCCACUUCCACGUCAUGCGGCUGACGGACUCGCUGUUCCUGUGGGUGGGGGCCACGCCGCACCUGCGCAACCUGGCCGUGGCCAUGUGCAGCCGCUACGACUCCAUCCCCGUGUCUACCUCCCUCCUCGGAGACACUUCCGACACGACCUCUACUGGCCUUGCCCAGCGCCUAGGGCUCAGAGGGAAGACUGGCCUGGCCUGUGAGUGUGGCGUAGAGUGGGGAUUCAGCAAAGGUCAUGAGAUUGAAGGCUCCACGCCUCCCACACCCCAACAUAUUUCCUGUGGGCCAGCCAGGAAGACCAACAAACAGGUGUUUGUCAGCUAUAACCUUCAAAACACAGACAGUAACUUCGCAUUACUUGUAGAAAACAGGAUCAAGGAAGAGAUGGAGGCUUUCCCCGAAAAGUUCUAGCUGAGUGGCAGAAGUGAGAAUUUGUUAACUUAUGUACAAUGUACAUGUAAAUAAAUGGAUUGAAUUUCA
Chlorocebus sabaeus (green monkey) is the source of this 663-nucleotide messenger RNA. It is a transcript of the gene PSMG4, whose product is annotated as proteasome assembly chaperone 4. Gene Ontology annotation, biological process: proteasome assembly. The record is from RefSeq and is a predicted model, not a curated record. NCBI's taxonomy places the organism in Eukaryota, Metazoa, Chordata, Mammalia, Primates, Cercopithecidae.